Aspergillus melleus is the source of this 426-nucleotide messenger RNA. RefSeq names its product cupin domain-containing protein. Bases 1 to 426 code for a protein of 141 amino acids. Lineage: Eukaryota; Fungi; Ascomycota; Eurotiomycetes; Eurotiales; Aspergillaceae. The transcript is spliced from 2 exons. The record is from RefSeq and is a predicted model, not a curated record.
AUGGAAGAACCAACCUACGACCCGAGCCGUCCCCUUGGCAAGACCACCCUCGUCUACCAAUACAAAUUAGUCAACUGCCCAGGCAAGACGAUCGUGGGCCUUCUCGUCGAAUAUCCCCCCAACGGCGCCACGCCGCCUCAUCGUCACGGAGGCGCCUCUGUCUCAGCCUACGUGAUCACGGGUUCCGUGCUGAACAAGAUGAACAACGACCCGAUGCGGGUGAUCGACAAGGGCCAGUCUUGGUAUGAGGCGCCCGGAUGCCAUCAUCGGAUUAGUGCGAAUGCGAGCAAGACGGAGCCCGCGGCGUUUUUUGUUAAUUUUGUGCUUGAUACGGAGACGCUGGAGAGGGAGGGACCGGCGGUCUUGGUGCAGUAUGACGAGGAGUAUAAGGAGAUUGUGGCGAAGAAGAUGAAGGAGGAGGCUUGA